Messenger RNA from Manihot esculenta (cassava), 1559 nucleotides. Its product is annotated as magnesium-chelatase subunit ChlI, chloroplastic. The transcript has 3 exons. Gene Ontology annotation, molecular function: magnesium chelatase activity; ATP hydrolysis activity; ATP binding. Gene Ontology annotation, cellular component: chloroplast stroma. The coding region runs from base 149 to 1414 and encodes 421 amino acids. The record is from RefSeq and is a predicted model, not a curated record. Gene Ontology annotation, biological process: chlorophyll biosynthetic process. NCBI's taxonomy places the organism in Eukaryota, Viridiplantae, Streptophyta, Magnoliopsida, Malpighiales, Euphorbiaceae.
UUGAAAAGCAGAAGCCUCCGGCCUCCAACUUAGCAUAGUAGAUACAACAGAAAUCUAUCCUCUUAUCCUCGGCCUAGCAUACCAAUAGGAAAACGAAAAGCAAAUGUGGAGACCAGAAACAUACUCACUGUGAUCGAAAUAGUUGGGCAUGGCGUCGAUACGGCGGACUUCUUCCACAUCAAUUUUAGGUUCUAGGCCCUUUUCUUCUUCCAUAGCCAAGCCUCCCAAUGCCUCUCUCUCCUUAACAACAGGGCAGGGUUGUGGGAAGAAGUAUUAUGGAGGAAUUGGGAUUCAGGACCAGAAAGGGAGGUCUCAUUUCCAUGUUACUGUUACCAAUGUCGCAACUGAUGUUAGCUCCGUUGGGGAGAAACUUGCUGCGAAAGAAAGCCAGAGACCAGUGUAUCCAUUUGCUGCUAUUGUAGGACAGGAUGAGAUGAAACUGUGCCUUCUUUUAAAUGUGAUUGAUCCCAAGAUUGGGGGUGUCAUGAUUAUGGGUGAUAGAGGGACAGGGAAGUCUACUACUGUUAGAUCCCUGGUGGAUUUACUUCCUGAAAUUAAGGUAGUUUUCAAUGAUCCAUAUAACUCGGAUCCAGAAUAUCCAGAGUCCAUGGGUUUUGAAGUCAGGGAGAGCAUCAUGAAAGGGGAGAAGCUUCAAGUUGUGCUCACAAAAAUUAAUAUGGUUGAUUUGCCAUUAGGUGCUACAGAAGAUAGGGUUUGUGGGACAAUUGACAUUGAAAAGGCUCUAACAGAGGGUGUCAAGGCAUUUGAGCCUGGCCUUCUUGCUAAAGCUAAUAGAGGGAUUCUUUAUGUGGAUGAAGUUAACCUUUUGGAUGACCACUUAGUGGAUGUUCUUUUGGAUUCUGCUGCCUCGGGAUGGAACACAGUGGAGAGAGAGGGUAUUUCAAUUUCACAUCCUGCACGAUUUAUUUUGAUUGGCUCUGGCAAUCCUGAAGAGGGGGAACUCAGGCCACAGCUACUUGAUAGAUUUGGAAUGCAUGCACAAGUAGGAACUGUUAAAGAUGCAGAGCUCAGAGUGAAAAUAGUAGAAGAAAGAGCUCGGUUCGAUAAAAACCCAAAGAAAUUUCGUAAUUCUUACAAGGCAGAGCAAGAGACGCUUCAGCAACAAAUUGCCUCAGCUAGAACUUAUCUUUCUUCUGUGCAGAUAGUUCACGAUCUCAAGCUAAAAAUUUCCAAGGUUUGUGCAGAGCUGAAUGUUGAUGGGUUGAGAGGGAAUAUUGUGAUUAACAGAGCUGCAAAAGCUCUUGCUUCUCUGAAGGGUAGAGAUAAGGUCACUGCAGAGGAUAUUGCUACUGUCAUCCCCAACUGUUUAAGACACCGUCUUCGGAAGGAUCCAUUGGAGUCAAUUGACUCAGGUUUGCUUGUCAUUGAGAAAUUCUAUGAAGUUUUUAGCUGAGGUAGGAAUUAGAUGUCGCUCUGUAAUUUAUUUUUCACUUAUUUUUUUUUUAAAUACUCACUUGAUAUUCUGCAAAUGUAGACAGGUUUUUCUGAUUUCAUUGAGGACCUUGAACUAAAUUGAAGGAAUGAAUUCCAUGCAUACA